Molecule: messenger RNA, 2884 nt
Organism: Struthio camelus australis
Lineage: Eukaryota; Metazoa; Chordata; Aves; Struthioniformes; Struthionidae
Source: RefSeq, a predicted model, not a curated record
CUCACCCUCUCUGGGGUGUGCGUAGCCUCUUCCAAAAAGUGAGCGGUUGUGUUGUCUCCGCUCACGUACGUUUGCUCCCAGCUGCCUCCUUUGGUCUCUGAGCCGAAGUUGGCGCAGCGUUUUUGUUCCCUUUGGCGUGUGCACGUGCUGAAGGUGUCUCUGGAUCUCUCCUGCCGAACACUGCUUUCUAAAGUCACCCUAGAAUCGAUUAAAACUCGAGGGGUAAUGAGGUUUAUAGAGUUAUACAUUUGGGGAUUGUUGGUCACUAGAUGCCAGCUGAAAUUCUGGGUGAGUCUACGCUAUGUUUGGGAGAGCGGAGCAGCACUGUGCUAAAGGGUGCUUGGAAAACAGAAAGGAGAACGGAAAACAGAAAGGUCAUGUUCUUGUCCAGUCUCUACACCAUCUGCAAGGUUUUCUUACUUUUCUUAUGCUCUUAUUGUGCAUACAAUAUAAAAAUACAGAAAGACUGCGCAGCUGUACAGUUCUUAUUCCAGUAUAUAAUGAACCAGAAGUCAGAGGCUUAUAUUGAUAGAGAUUUAUGAGUGUGCAUGUAUAUGCCCAAUUUGUGGUCAGUAAAGAUGUUUGGGAGUGAAAUUCUCACUAGGCAUGAAAAAUUUCCCUUAGAUGAAAAGUUGCUGUUUGCUUAGACUCUUGAGAAAUGUCAUCAUACAGGUUUUGACAAGUACAGGUACGGUAAACUAGCAUAUACUGUCCUAUUUAAUCCCUGUGUGUCCCUGAAGUGAUGCAAUCCCUUAAGUACUACAGUGAGCAGGUGUGUAAAGAUUUGCACACUCAGUAUCCAAGAAAAACCUGUAAAGCAUGUGCCACUAUUUCAAGUGAGCCACUAGCUUUCCUUUUUUUUUUUUUUUUACACUAAACAUAAUCGAUAGAUGCAUAAACUGCAUAUUAAUGAAUGGUAGAUGUAAAAGUUGUUCUGUAGUAGCGUUAUGAACUAGAUUUUUUGCCUUUGGACGAUCGUAAAGCUGAUGUUUUUCAUUCAGUUGCCUUUUUUUCGUUUAUGCAGGUGACCAUGAUGAUCUUUCUUUUCAGGCAGGCCCGAGGGGUACUCUUGAGAAUGCUACUUGGAAAAUACAGCUGAAGUCCAGUAGUACUCUGCCUAUCUCUCUAACUGAAAUAAAGAGCCUGUUCACCAUGAAGAGAUUUUUCAGCACUUCGCGCUCAACAGUGGAUCCCAAAGAAAUGAAAAAAUUCCAGCUCCUCGCACAUAAGUGGUGGGAUGAAGAAGGAGACUAUUCAGCCCUUCAUUCUAUGAAUGAUAUUAGAGUGCCAUUUAUUAGAGAUACUCUGUUGAACAAGAGUAAUAAUCAUCAACUGGGAAACCCCCUUUCUGGACUAAAGAUUCUAGAUGUUGGCUGUGGUGGUGGAUUGCUAAGUGAACCUCUAGGUAGGCUGGGAGCUUCAGUUACUGGAAUUGAUCCUCUGGAGGACAACAUUAGAAUAGCAGAUCAGCACAAGUCAUUUGAUCCCAUCCUGGCCAGGAGAGUACAGUACAAGUCCAGUUCACUGGAGGAUAUUGUGGAAGAGUCUAUGGAAACCUUUGAUGUAAUUGUAGCUUCUGAAGUAGUGGAGCAUGUGGCUGACCUUCAAAUGUUUAUCAAGUGUUGCUCUCAGGUAUUAAAGCCUGAAGGUUCUUUAUUCAUUACGACAAUCAAUAAAACGCAGUUGUCCUAUGUCCUGGGAAUUGUGGUUGCAGAAAAAAUAAUAGGCAUUGUACCAGAAGGAACACAUGAGUGGGAGAAGUUUGUUACCCCUGAAGAGCUAGAGCGCCUUCUGAAAUCAAGUGGCUUUUCAGUGAAGGCUGUGAAUGGGAUGUUGUACAAUCCUAUCACGGGGUCAUGGAGUUGGACAGAAAGCACGAGCAUUAACUAUGCAAUGCACGCUGUGAAAUCCAGGGGUCAGGGACAGUCAGGCCACACAGACCCCUCGUCAGAGAUGCAACGUGAACAGCACUCUGCCACAGCUGGCACUGGCAUGUGACUGUUUGAGACGUGUGGUGACAGACUGCCACCAGGGACAGAAAAUAAGGUUUUACACAGAUGGACAUCAUAAAAGCUUUUGUAACAAUAAGUUUGCUGUUUGCAUGACUAAUGCUUAUACUAUUUUUGGCCAGUUAUCUUAGGGCAGUCUCAGAAAAACAAAUGCCCAUUAUCUCAGGAAUCAUUUAAGAUUGAGAUGAGCAAAGCUUCUGAAGAAUAAGUAUUUUUUAAGAAAGUAGUUGCAAAUUGUCAGACAAGGAAACGCACAUUAUUCUGUCAAUAGCUUGUAGGAGCCUCUUCUGUGAUAGCUUUUUCAAUCCUACCAGGAAAACUCAGGUCUCCACAGAAUAAUAGCUUAAAUGCAGAGUGAGUUUAAAAGUACAGUACUGUAUGGUAAAUGAAGAUACUUAGAUAUUCAAGUUACUAAUGAAGUCAGUUAAAAAUAUAAAUCACUUACAACCCUACCAGAAAAACAUUUGUUUCCAUAUUAUGCCUCCUCCCUGGGAGAAAAAGAAAGGGCAGCAAACCUUUUUUGACAGGUCAUGCUAUUUCUACAGUUGACAUAACCUAGCUGUGCAGUGGAAUAGGACUCUCCUAGACCAGAGUGUCUCUGCUGUCAGAAGUCUCUUCUCCAUAAAGGUACUGUGCUUGUAACUUCAACUUUCUUCCCCACCCAAAUAAAAGGAAAUAAAAUUGCAAGUAAAAUUUAUUAAGCAACUCUAGCUUUAUGCUAGAAAAAUGAUACAUUUGCAGUCUGUCCUGGAAUUGGAGCGCCACGCCUACUCAGUCUCAAAGACCUGACGCCAUGCAUGCUAAGGAAGAGUAUUGAUCUACAUGGAAAUAGGACUUUCUAAAUAAAAUAACUUGUUUUUGAACAUGGUUGUAUC